CUCGGUGGGGGACGACGUUGCGAAUUGUUAUUGAAGUCAUGCCCCCGAAGGCGACUUCGGGAAGGCUGUCAGUUGCUAGUAAACGUUCGCAGCGUCCGUACCCGGCGGCUGACCCGCGCCGCGUCCGUGCCGUCUCAUUACAAACUAUAACGCAUCGGUCUUCCGCGUUUACAAACAAGUGCCAACUUUAUAUUGAAAUAAAUGACUCUGUGAUUUUAAACAUUUAAAAAGACUUUGGUUUGUUUAAGAUUUAGUUAUGUGACAAUUAGUAACGGACUACUUAAAUAUAAAACUUUUUAAUAGCUACAAACAUUUAUCAGUGCAACGUUUACUCGUGGAGCGUGUUGUGAGUAGGACUUUCGGUUGAAGUUUGUUUCGGCAAUAUUUCCAUCGCUGGAGUGUUUACGCCGCGCACGUGGCCGCGCCGCCCACCCGCUCCUGCGAUGCCGCGAAAAACUUUCUUCGAAAACACUGCCCUAGUGUAAGUAAGUUAACUCGCUUGGGAGAUAACGCGAUCGCGACCAUGACUUUAACCUGUGGCGCCUGAUCCAUGCAGCGGCUACUACAUGUUCGUCGUGAAGAGGAGUGUUGUGUUUUUAUUUUUUUUUCGUUGGAGGAGACGGUGCUCUUCUCUAGAUUGAUGAUUUAAAUGGCUAACAACAACGCCGUUUCGUCGACAUUGUCGUCGAGAGACUAUCACUGUAAGGUCUGCGAUCUAUAUUUAGAUACUGUGGAUUCCUUGGAAGUGCAUUUACAAUAUCACAAGGAGAAUUUAUACGUGAAGUGGGGUACGCAGAAUACGCAAAAUGAUACUGAAAAUAAUAACGGGGCUAAAGUGAAAAACGAGACUACAGUGUCGGCACCAGCUGACUCGAGUGACAACAUGAUCACCAAGCCCAGUCCGGAGUUCCAGCAGCGGGCCACGCCGGAGACCAGCGCGCAGUUCCCGCACCCGGCGACCCCACAGAGCUACCACAGCGCUCCGUCACCAUAUCAGAACCCAGACCAAACCAACUUUUCUCCGGGAGCACAGUAUGGUAAUAAUUUUCCUCAUUCUAAUUUUCCGCAAAAUCAACAUCAAGAUCAAAUUAAUUGGGAGCAGUCACAAUAUAGCCAAGAUUACCACAAAUCAAAUCGUUUCCAUCCAUAUAACAUGCAAGACCGGGUAUCGCAAGUAUCAUCAUCGAGCCCUUUGUAUGGCCAGCCAUUAAAUCAGCCGACUCCGUCGCCUUCACCGAAUCAGUGCGAUAAAUGCGGCUUUGUUUGCGAUUCUGCAGUCCAGCUCAACGAGCAUUGCAAUUCAGCGCAUGCAGGCGCCAGCGUUCCACCAGCUUCGUCAUCAAUGCCAUUUCAACAAUAUGCGGGAAAAUCUUAUAACAAUCCGGGCUAUCAAAAUGAAAACAUAAAAAUUAAAGAAGAGCAUGAAGAGUCAUCUGAUAUUUUAGAUUUGGAUUCGCAAAAGGUUGUGUACCAAGGAAAUGAAGGUGAACAGCAAGCAGCCACCUAUGACGACCCAUCAUCUCAAGUUCGGGAUGUGAACACGAGGACGGUUCCAAUGAUGCCAUGGGAAACUCAAAAAUUGUACAGCAAUCCUCAAAUCAAUGGAGACGUAUCUUUGUUUAAAGACCAAAAAAUGUUUGCAGAACAAAAAGUGUACCCAAGUGAGGGGAAAAUGUUUCAUCCUGAACAUAAGUUUGGAUACUCUCAAGAAAAAUUCUUAGUACAUCAUGAGCAAAAACCAUUCAUGCAUGUAGAACAAAAAAUAUACCCUGGUGUACAAAUGCCACCGUUAUCUGAUUAUCCAGGGUCGGUCGCGUCAAGCAAUGCUGAAAUGAAACCUCCUUAUCGUCCCUAUGACUCGCCAACGGCACCGCAAAUAACGAGCACACAGCCAGCAAACCCAACAUCUUCAACUCUGCCAUCUAUCGGAGGAAAGGGUGCCAACUGGAAGUCGAAUGAAGCAAGAAGACCAAAAACUUACAAUUGCACUGCAUGCAAUAAGUGGUUUACGAGUUCUGGGCAUUUAAAAAGGCACUAUAACACCACACUUCAUAAGAAUGCAGUAAGAUCUUCCGGACAACCAGAUCCAGCAACGAUGCCAAUUUCAAAUCAUCAUCAUCCGAGUCGCGAACCAUUGCAAAACCGCGCUCAGCAGCAGAACGCCGACUCGAACACGCAGAGUCCCAUCCCAUCCGAGGACAGCCGAGGCGUUGACGACAGCGUCUUGCAUUCGCCCUACGCGUCGCAAAACUUCGAGCGUUCGCAUCGUGUUGCCGCCAUGCAGUCCAAGUCAUAUACGCAUCUUCAACAGGGUAAUUUAGAUAAUAAUUUCAGUACUAAUCAUUUAGCUAACCACCCUUUACAGCAUCAAGUCGGUUCACAUCCAAUUAAUAUAGGAAAUCAACCGCCGGGUAUAGGUAUUACAAACGACAAUCCUCAAGGGUCAAAAGUUACAUCAUUAUCAACCGUUGCGAAUCCCCCAAACGGGGAAGCAGGUCCCUCUGUUUCUCAAAAUCACCAUAUGAGGGGCCUGCUAUCAGUAUCAACCAGCAAUAUUUCAACACCAGCUCAGAGUACCCCGGCUCUUACGCCGCACACGCUACCGCCAUUCAGCCAUUUGGGUGUCAACCCGUACAGUCCGAGGUCUACGGAUCCUUUGGGGCCUUCGGUACCGGACCCCACGCACACCCCAUUAUAUUUGGGUCAGAAUUUUCAGCAGACUAUAGCACCGAGUUACCCAAACGGGAUGGCCCCCCACGUUAUGGAUAUGGCUAUCAACAAUCUGCCUAUAGCCAAUCCGGCUACUUUUGGUGAAUCUUCACCUGAAGAAGUCGAAGUUAUGGAACAUGAAACGUCUCAGCCUGCCAAUGGACGCUUGCCGAGCUUUUCGCAGCUCCAGACGCAGAGCUUCAGCGUUUAUGUUUCUAACUAUAUUACAUCACCUAACGUGGGGGGUCAAGUUGUUGCCGACGAGUCUACCGCCGGUUACAUUAUUGUUGAUCCAGUCCAUUCUCCUAUACAGUAUAACACUAUUGAUAUCGGUGGUCAAACCAUAGACUAUGAUUACAAUUUUUCACCUAAAACCAUUAAAGAAAACGUCAUUAAUUACAAUCCCGAUAAUUUAAAAAUUUAUCCAUAUGGGUACGCUGUAGGCGGCAAAACUAUAAAACGCGAAGAUGAUCUUUUACGGUCUGACUCAAGUGAGCUUCAAAUUUUAAAAAUAGAGGACAUCAUGGACUACGCAAACAAAGAAAACUACGGAGCUCAAAUGAAGUCUCCAGCGAGUCCAGAGAGCGCUAAAGCUGACAACGAAAGCCACGGAUCCCCUUCCAUUUCAUCUACAGUUCCAAGUAUGCCAUUAACUGAAAGAAAUCAGCUUAAAAAAACUGCGUCUGUAACAGUCCAUAAAUGUUUCGAAUGUGAUAAAUUAUUUAACAAAGCUUGCUAUCUUACUCAGCACAAUAAGACUUUCCAUUCGGGCGCCAAGCCUUUUAAAUGCGAUCGAUGUGGCAAGCGUUUUUCAGAUGAUGUUUCGUACGAGGGUCACUAUUUAAAGCACGCGGACAAUAAACCAUUUAAAUGUAGCGAGUGCCCCAAAUCAUUUAAUCACAAAACCGAUUUACGUCGACACAUGUGCUUACACUCGGGGUGCAAACCUUUCGCUUGCGACCACUGCGGCAAAGGCUUCAUAAGGAAAGACCACAUGGUGAAACAUUUUGAUACCCAUAUGAAAAAAAACUUACGCUCAUCAUCAUCAUCGAUUUCAUCUUCAUCGCCUUCCUCUUCUACAUAAUUAAAAUUGUCAAGUUAUUUUAGAGAAAGUUUUGUACACAAAUUAUCAUUAUCUGAUAAAAGAAAUUGUGCAUAUUUGUUUCAAAGUAGGUUCUAUUUAUAUAGUUAAUAACGUUGGAGCGCAACGUUUUGUUAUAGAUCUGUUAUGUCCUUAGAGCGCAGCGGCGGUGCGACUCCGGCGCAUGCAUUUGGUCCGCCAGCUACGUUUUUUGUUGUUCGUUCAAUCUAACCUUGUGUCCGCGCAAGGUGACUUUACUUGUCUGCGUGUCUGGGCGCUAAACAUGUAAUUACAUGACGUCGGAGUGUUAUUCCGCAAUAAUUUAUAGACCGAUCCAUAUCAUUUUUACAUAUGAUAUAAUUACUAUUACCUAUAUUAUAGUAUUAGUUAGAUAAAAAAUAUCAGGUGAUUUAUUACACUAGGUGAUUGAAAUGGUUGUCAUAUUUCGACAUUUUAACCAGUACAUAUCUUUUUAUGUAGAUUACGGACAGUAAACGAUUUUAGUUAAAAGCUAUGUUUUAAUAAUUAUUAUAUUGUUGAUUUGUCUAUUAGGAGGAACAUGAUUAACUAUUAUUAAAAGCUAGGGCUAGAGCUUACGACCUUACUCGCAUAGAUUAAAAAAACUAUAUUUAAAUUUACAAAUAAAAAUAUUAAUGAGAAAUAUUAUUGUCAGACAACACAUACAGGGUGAUUAAUUAAUAACGAACAAUUUAGUUUAAUUUCAAAUCUGUUAGUUCCAAUAAAUUGUGUUAAAUUAAAAUUUAAAAUAUAAAUUGUAUCUCACAAAUAAACACAAAUCACACAUUCACUCAUAAAAUAUUGUGUAAAAUUAUGCGGGUAAUAUUUUAAAAAAUAGAACUCAAUAACUUUUUUCUAAUAAACGGCUUGGGCCUUACUUAAUUAAUAAUAAUUAAUCAUGUUAUCGUAAUAAUAUAUUUAAAUGACGUGUGUAUUUUAGAAUAUUUUCUGUAUACUUAUAAUAAAUUAAUGGGACUUGAUGCCAGGCAUUAGCUUACUCUUUCUAAUAUCGAAAGAAAAGAUUAUAAUUUGUUUUCAAUUAGUAUGAAUGUUAUAAUUACUUUGGUGCAAGUUUACAGAAAAUAGAAAACGAAAUUAGUAAAUGAUCAUAAAAAGUAUUCAUUAUUAUGUAUUGAUCAAUUUAUUGCAAAUUCUGUAGGUAGAUGUUUUACGUAUAGGUUGGAGACUUGAUAGAAAACUAUACUGACUGUUUUUGUCUUCUAAGGAAUUGUGUUACGUGGAAGGCUCCUAUAGUGAUGUGCCAUUGCGUUACCUUUGGACAUAGGAUGCAGUGUGCCACAACACUGCGACUUUAGUAUUUAUAAGUGUCGUUUUAAAUGUCGUUUUUGUUUUAAAUUCUGCUAUUAGUUAUUUCUUAUUAUUAAAUAUUUUUUCCGGUGCUUCCUAUAUUAUUAUUUUGUCUGUUGACAUUUGUUUUAAUGAUAAGAUAGUUGACGAAAUUCGGAAUUUUUUCUUAAAAUAUUAAUAACUAAUUUGUGUCCAACUUAAGUUACCAAUAUAUUAUUUGAACGAAUUUAGUUUAAACAUUCCUGUUACGUUAGUGGUAGGAAAGUAGUCUUCCUGAACGUUGCCAAAUUAUUUCCGCCAACUGUCUGUUGCGAAACAAUUUAACUUUAAUGAUUUUUAGCCUAAUAAUAAUGAAAUUCUCUAGCAAUAAUUUUAAUAAUGUAAAUGUUUUUGUAUAGUAUUAAAUAAAAUAUCAUGUUUAUUAAAUCACUUAGGUACUGAAUGAUAAAACAAAGGGAGACAUUGAUGACUUUGUACAUACAUAUAUAUGGAGGUAUAUAUUGACUCGCUUGAUGAAAAUGUAAAGUGAACACCUUAAUGUGGUGGCGUUUUGAAUUGUUCACCUUGUUGUUUGUACAAAUUGUUGAUUACGAUGUGAUGGUUGAGAGAAGAAUACCCUAAACUCUAAUUACAAUAGCCAAUUGGUCUCUUUCUUCUUUAAAUUAUUAGUACUCUUAUCAUGGAUUCAUUGAAUAUAAUAUUACCAUCAACAGGUAUGUAUUCAAACUGUUAACUCAAUAACAAGCUGAAUAUUUUAACACGCCUCGAACUCGCAGCCAUAUCUGUAGUCUAUUCCUUAUACCUAACAGAAUAUCCAUUGGAAAUAUAAAACAUAUGUGCAAUAUAUGAACAUUGUGUCUAAUUAAUUUUGAUAAUGUUUGUAUUUGACUGUUGAUUAUAUUGCAGAAGUAUUUUUAUACAAAUAGAAUUACACUUACAUUGCCUACUCGUAUCUACCUCAUCAAUGACUAUAACUAAUGAAUUAUCAAAUUACGAACGCAUUAAAUUCUGAAUGGUAUAAUAUGAAAGAUUUAUAUGUAAUGCAUUUAUUAUAUGAAUAUUUACACAAAUAUAAUAGAUAUUAACAAUCAUAUUACUAACUCGAGAUUCUUUGUUAGCAAGAUGUUUACAGUUUACACAUGUUAACUGAAAACGUUUAUUCUUUAGCCAAUUCCUGGUUUUAUUAUUAUCGAUAAAACUAAUGUAUAUUUUAACAUUUAUCUUAUUUUUUAUUUCCUUUGAAACAAGUUAUUUACUUGUAAUGUUGAUAGGUAACUAGUUCUUGUAGGAAGUUUUAUCAAAUUUCUAGUAAAUGAUAUAACACUCUGUACUUAAUUAAUUAAAAUAUAUAUUAAAUGAAAUAAAAGGAAUUGGUUACGAAUACACGUGGACCGAAACAAUUAUAGUUUAUACUAAAAAUAAAUAUGUACAAUUAAUGACACCAUAUUUAUACAAAAAGUACAUAUAAUUCAUAAUUUUACUAUAUAAAUAGUGUUGGAAAAUUUUUUGUAUGACAGAAAUAUUUUCACCUAGCAAUAACUUAAUAGUGACACAAUAUGAAACUUAGCUACCUCAGUAACGAGUAAUAGGGUUAGAACGUGUUGUGAGGGUAAGGUAGCAAGUCAGGCGGAGCGGCGGCGUCUUCUGUGCCGAACGAUACCUCAUCUUGCCUUCAUAUUCUGUUACCCAGGCGCCACCGAAGCCCCCCGACUCGCGACCUAGCGCCCGACUUCAGAUGUAUUUUAGCAGACAUAUUUGUCUCUCUUGUACUGUUUAAAACAAGCACUAGUAGUAACGCUUAGACAUAAAAAACUAAUGUAAAUAUUAAACGGUAAAUUUGUUAUUUAUCAUAUUCUAUUAUUGUAUUCAUCGAUACACUUAUUUUGAAAUAAUUUCGUAGUGAUUUCAAGUUUAUAAAAUAGUUUAUAAGAAACGAUAAAUUAAGAUUCCGUGAUUAUGUUUUGUAUAAAUUAAUUUAAUUAUUAUCAGUUACCAGAUGAUUUCUGUUACAUUCAGUUGAGUAAAAUUUGAGGAUAAAAUACACUGACAUGUUGUUUUUUUUUAAUGACUAUUAUCCCUUCGUAGGUUGGAUACGUUUGUAGUGAAAACGUAGACAGCAUGCGUUUUGAUGGGUUUCUAAUUAUAUUUGUUUACGGUAAGCGUAGUGCGAAAUUGAAACUGUUGCUAGGCUAUGCCGAAGUGACGUCACCGCGGUUGAACGUAACCUUUAUAAUAUCAAAUUAUACCAAAUACAUGGUGCAUGUUUAGUUAACUGCGAAAGCUGUGUCGGCGCUUGUGAGGUCACUUGGGGGUUGCUUAGACUUCUUAUAGAUUAAGUCCCGAUAAUAGUUUACUCUAGUAUUAGGUGACAGAUCUGUCACACAGCCACUUGCGAACAUUUUCAUCUGCUGUGCGUUGAUGUGAUCAUAUGUGUACCGCAGUAAACUAUCGAAUUUUAUUUGGCUGCUCGCUCAUAUGAACAUAUCAUAACCCUUUACCCAAUAAUAGCUAUGCGAUAUAUUUUAUGUCUAAUUUAAAAAUUUUGCCAUAACCACAAAUCAUUUUACUCACGCUGUUUAAUUAUUGUGGCAAAAUUUUGGCUCAAAUAUGUCAAGUUUUCAAUACAAAUUACUUUUUGUAUAUCGACAUAUUUUAGCCUAAAACUUUAUUUUUUAUAAUGUAACUCUUAAUUUUCACAUACCACUGCAAUAGCAGGUUUUCUGUCUCAGGUCUGUCAAUAAAUAUAAUAUAAAUUUAAUGUGAAAAAAAAAA
Bicyclus anynana (squinting bush brown) is the source of this 7888-nucleotide messenger RNA. RefSeq lists its product as uncharacterized. The transcript has a single exon. Gene Ontology annotation, molecular function: RNA polymerase II cis-regulatory region sequence-specific DNA binding; DNA-binding transcription factor activity, RNA polymerase II-specific. Gene Ontology annotation, biological process: regulation of DNA-templated transcription. The record is from RefSeq and is a predicted model, not a curated record. Bases 650 to 3793 code for a protein of 1047 amino acids. NCBI's taxonomy places the organism in Eukaryota, Metazoa, Arthropoda, Insecta, Lepidoptera, Nymphalidae.